Molecule: messenger RNA, 216 nt
Organism: Purpureocillium takamizusanense
Lineage: Eukaryota; Fungi; Ascomycota; Sordariomycetes; Hypocreales; Ophiocordycipitaceae
Exons: 2
Coding region: 1-216 (71 amino acids)
Source: RefSeq, a predicted model, not a curated record
AUGACGGACUGGUUCAUGAGCUGCUACAUUGGGAUCCUGCCCAUCGAGAUGACGCUCUGCGUGUGGGACGUGUUCUACGAAGAAUCCAAGACUCUGUUCCGCAUCGCGCUUGCCAUCUUCAAGACUGGCGAGUCGAAGAUUGGGGCCGUGUCGGAUCCGUUAGAGAUGUUUGGCAUUAAGGAGCGUCGCCAAGAGCGCCGCGAUAAGACGCACUAG